Molecule: messenger RNA, 1503 nt
Organism: Acytostelium subglobosum LB1
Lineage: Eukaryota; Evosea; Eumycetozoa; Acytosteliales; Acytosteliaceae
Exons: 2
Coding region: 1-1503 (500 amino acids)
Biological process (GO): actin cytoskeleton organization
Molecular function (GO): small GTPase binding; actin binding
Source: RefSeq, a predicted model, not a curated record
AUGAAGCUAUUUGGUAGAAAGAAGAAGGAUAAGGGAGAGAAGUCACAAGUUAACAAUGGCGACACUUCAUUGGACUUGGCGGAUAACUCAUUCCUCCAGUCACUACCAGCACGAGCCAACAGAAGAUAUAGCAUGGCCUACUCAUCAUCUCCACUUUUAGACCCCGAUCAAUCAUUAGAUGAUAAUGGAGAUAUAGAUACACCAGAGUAUUAUAUUAAUAGUAUAGAGAAACAAGCAGGUGUGGAGGUGUUGUCAUCAUUAUGUUCAACUUUACAGACAAAGGACUCAACGUGGACUCGAUCAUUGAUUGAACUGAACGGUAUCGAAUUGCUACUCAAUGUCCUGCAGUCGGUCGAAUCAUGCUCAGCCGACAACAUCAGCUCAGAUGUAAUACUGCAAUCACUGGCCGUCACUUCAUUGUUGCAUCUGAUGAACACCAAGUUUGGCAUCGACAAGGCCAUCGAGACACCGAAUGCGAUGAACAGAUUGAUCAUGUGUCUCGACACGCCCAAGAUAGACACUCGCUCCUCGGUCAUCGAGCUGCUGACGGCUGUGUGCAUCGUGUCGUUCGAAGGCUUUCGCGCGGUGCUUCAAUCAUUCACAUACUUCAAGAACGUCAAGAAGGAGAAGGUCAGGUUCUUCCACCUGUUGGACACGAUGCGCACCAAUCAGGACGACCACGAGUAUCUGGCCAUCGCGCUGGCGCUCAUCAACGGCCUUGUCAACACGCCCGAGGAGGUCGAGGAGCGAGUUCAGCUGCGAUCUGAGCUCACCCGUCUAUCUCUCGACGAGCUGAUAUUCAAGAAGAAGAGCAUACCCUAUGAGGAGGCGCCCGACCUCCUGACUCAGAUCGAUGUCUACGAGGACGAAGCUCGCGCUGAUCAAGAGGAGCUGAUGGACCGGUUCGCCGAGCUGGACAUCAACAUCGAGGACCCCAAGGAGGUGUUUGGCUUCAUCUUGGAGCAGUCCGAGCAACAUUACAAUCAUCCACUGAUCAGCAUUCUUCAGAACCUGCUGACGAUCACCCGACGAACAGACUCGGGACUGUUGAGCUGGUUCCUCAUCGAGAAGCUGAUCCAACAGAUCGCCAUGUCCAAGGAGGCAAUCGGUAUCGAUGACAAGGUGCAUCUGAACCUCGAUGACCUGCUGUCGGCAUCACAACCAACAGUCGCAAUGAUGACUGAGCAGAAGCGCAUGGCAGACGACCUGGCCAAGACUCGCGAUCAGCUGAAGCGCGUCACAUUUGAGCUCAACAAGGCAACGUCCGAGCUGGCCGCGAGGCAGCAAGAGAGCUCGGUGAUCAAGAGCAAUAUGUUCAACACAGUCAAGAUCAAGAAUCAGGAGCUGAGCAAGCUGAAAGGACAGAUCAGAAGAAUGGACGCCGCCUUCUUUGAGGAGAACGCGUCGGGCGUAGAGGAUAGCAAGCAGGACCAAAACGACUUCAGGAUCAGGACAUGGCAGCAUCAACAAACAGCCACAGUUGUCAAAGCAGAGGUCUGGUGA